AAAUCGCUAACAAUUUAUUCAGGCAAACAGUAGCACUAAGGGACACAGUCCCUUUAGAGUCACAGGGCAUAAAUUGCCUGGGCUUGACAGUUACAUUAUCGGCGGCUUUCGAAGCAUUAAUGCCUACUUUCUUCUCCUAAUUUUGUACCUGAUACUAUCAUAAUUUGCUUUAGGUCGCAGUUUCGUUAAAUAGACCCUGCUGCUAAGACCGCCUCCUGAGUUACAACCCGAUGUGGCUUUUACUUUCUGGAACAGCGUUCGGUGCCACCGCCGCCCUAGCAGGGCUGGAAAGCAUACGACGACAGUGGCAUCGACGUAGUGAGGAUGACAACGCCGACCCGUCGUCGUGCCCAACCGGCGAUGCCAUCGAUGAUGUCGCCGUAGAAACCACCGAUUCGGACGUGCAUGAGCCGUGCCACCUAGCUUCGCCCUCAAUGCUGAUGGCCGCCGCAGUCGCAGCCGCUGGGGCGCUGCUGGCGGUUACCUGUGGCGGUUUAUUGGUGGCACGAGGGCGGAGUGACCGUUCAAGCCGUAGAUCACGUCGCAGCGGAGGGCCACCCCGAAUACCGCUGCGGGAGUUGGUGCGCUUCCGCGAGCAGGAAUGGUUCCUAGAGGAGCUCGAGAACGCGCGGGACGGUGACCCGAACGCUAUGUUGCGACUGGCCAAGAUGUACUUGUACGGCCAGGGCUGCGAGCGUAGCGUGAAUAUCGCGCAGGAGUGGCUGCGGAGAGCGCGGGCUGGCGGCGUAUAUUGCACCCUAGACGAGCUGCUUACGGCGGAGGACUUGGAGGCUUUCAGCCGGCAGGCUCGUGCAAGCAGCGCUGAUCGGCAACAGCAGCUGUUGCAGAGGCACCAGCAACACCGGCACCCCCAAGCCCGGCCACAAUCCCAACACAUGCACACUGGCUCCCAACCGCAUCAAGGGAGACAGCAGGCAGGCGGGAUACCUGUGGCAGCGGCGUGAGAGACGUUUAGAGCCCGAUGGUUGAUGGCGCUUAGGGGGCUGACCUCAGCGUGGGCUUUAAGGAAACACAUGGGGCUUGGCUCUUUGCUUGUGCAUGUUAAGAGGCGUGGGAAUGGGCGGCGCAGUAGACAUUGUACACUGCAUUACAUCUUCCAUUUAGCAAUCCUCCUCAUCCCUCACGUUAAAGCAGCACGGAGUAUCAGCUUAUGCCGAUGCAAUAUCACCAAAAUCAUCUUUGAUCGCGACUCCGUGCAGCUAUGGACUAGCGGAAGGCCGACAAAACACUGGCUACAGCGGCCCCUACUACGGUGAGCCUCUUACGAGGCUCGCUAUGGCUUAUCAAUUAAUUCCAAGGGCAAGCGGUCAUUGCCAUCACGUGUUAGACCCAAACCCGUACCUUACAGACAAGCACGUCGGUAUGCCAACGUCAUGCUCUACCCACUGACACCCAAGCUAGGUGCAUCAAGUUGUGCGCACGCUGGCUCCCCAAGAACACCGGUCAUUAGUCCUAACAGGUCACACGCGGUAAGCGCCUAGCAGCCCGUUAUAUGGCGAUAUGACAAGUUCUGCACUAUGAACACCGUACCAUCAGGAGCACAAAACUCACGCCAAUAGGCAAUGCCAGUGCAUCUGUCUGUUGGCAGUCAAGGUGAAAACAACGCCCGGUCUACCUACAUUCAGCAAGUGCACACACUCUCGGUUUCAUGCCAGGUAGCCCCAUGUGCUGAUCACCUCGUGUCGCUACGAAACACGGAGCCGUUCCGGUGAGGGCAGGCCUGGGCAGUGGCCAUCCCGCC
Messenger RNA from Astrephomene gubernaculifera, 1762 nucleotides. The record is from the annotation of a GenBank genome assembly. NCBI's taxonomy places the organism in Eukaryota, Viridiplantae, Chlorophyta, Chlorophyceae, Chlamydomonadales, Astrephomenaceae.